GAUGACUAAAUGAUGAUGAUCAAAUCUGAUGCAAGACUGGAACAGAAGGCAUAUUCUCAGUAUAUUCUGGACUACAGUGAAAUUUAUGAUUUUUGAAGUCCAUUGCAUUCCCAUCAUAUUCCAUGGAUUCUUGUAUUUUUAGAGUUGCUCCAAUGGAUGUCUUUUGCACUUAUUGAAUCUUUAUUUGUGGGAAUUUUUUGCUUUACAUUCUGAUCUAAUAAUGACUGAGUCAUGUGAUUGACAAGGGACUUGACUGGCCUAAAAAAGAAAAAUUUUGGUUGAUACGUUUAUGACUUCAGUCCCCUUAAGAAAAACAUGCUCAGAUAGUGGCUGGCACAGAUACCAUUUCCUUUUGGUAAGGCUGUGGAAAACGUGGCCACUUGAAAUCUGAAAAUGAGUGCACCAUUAAUUCCCAACAAGUCAUGUUACAAUCUAUUACAGACCAACAGAAAUGAGAUGAAAAAUAACAAUGAACACAUGGUGUCUGUAGGAGACACAAAUGCGAAUCAAAUCACAUCAGAUGUCAGAACUCCUGGAACAGCAAUAAGGACAAGCAAUAUUUCAGGAGAAUCUGCUUGCUUACACACUAGUAAGCAAAAAACCAACAGACAUUUAGACUCUGAGAGGAACAACCUUCAGGGCUCUACUGGUGAAUCAGACUUUAUACUGUCUUCUACCAUCAGCAAGAAAUUGCAUGCAGAUUGUAGGCCUGAAGGCCUUAAGGACACUUCAAAGCUGGUCACCAUUAGCCGAGGACACAGUUUGUCCAAUCUGAGGAUCAACGCAAGUGAUAACCUUUCAGUAGUACUUUCAAAAAGUGAUGCUGACCUGAUUCAGUAUGUUUCAAAGGAAAAAGCACUUAGAAGGAUUGAGCCAGAAGGAAUAAAACGCCUUUCUUUGGGGAGAUCAAGAAAACUUAUGGCUAAAACAGAAAAAGAAUUUGUUGGCCGUGUAUCAGGUAAACGCUUGCUUUCUGUAUCCUUGGAUUCCAUCAAUACUUCCAUCAAUCAUUUGAGUGGGGACAUGGAAAAAUCUCAGAAAACAUCAGCAGACCAUUUUCUAGGCAUGGUGUUCCAUCCAACUGAUGGUGUCUCUGAAGGAAACAUUGUACAUUACCCUAAAUAUUCCUCUACCUCAGAAAUGGGAAGAGCAAGUACCCCAGCCAUACAAUCAGGUGUGGAUAAUGUACCAAAUGCCAACAAACAAGACCCUCCACACCAUGCUGUUGUUGAUCUCCAUUUAACCAUUAAAUCCAAUGAAAUUUGGAAACCAGAAGCACAAAUUGACCAUCAGAGUGGUAAGAGAGGAAAAGGGGAAGUGAAGUGUCCUUUGUCCUCACAGUCAAAGCAUGUAGGUGAGCAGAAAAUGAACAAGGUUAUGUUAUUUGGAUUUCUUGGAUGUCCAGCAGAAGAAAAUAAUGUUGUGGUACAGAAUCAAAAGGAUAUGGGGACACAAGUACAUAAGACCAAAUUACAUCCGUUGCCAAAAGAGGAUCUGUUUUUAAAUGAAGGAUUUGACUCUAUUAAUGAAAGUCUGAUAAGUGACAAUGGCUCUCCAGAUUUAAGAAAAGGAAAUAAUCAUAGUAACAGCAAGGCAGCAAGCAAAGUGAACGAGGAAUAUAGAGCUGUAAAAAAGGAAGAUUCUGUUUCAGCUCCUGGUGAUGAUACUAUACAUGUUGAUAGAUUGACAUCAACAGAGAAUGAAAACCUAUACAUUGCUAGCACAAGUUGUAUUCCAGCAGUUAAUGGGCAUGUGUCUUUUAUGGAUAGUGUUAAUGUGACAGACAGCAAACAUUUGAAUAACUAUGAAAAUAAGCAGAUUCUAGUCAAAGGACCCAGUGAAGAUGCUAUAAUUGUCCAAUCUGAUUUGGAAGAUUCCAAACCACAAAAUACAGAAAAUAUCUCCGUAAAUUUUAACACUGAGGACAGUAAUUUAGAAACCAGACAUUUUUCAGCUCAGAGCAAGAAGACAGUUAAUGAAACGAAAGAGCAUACAAGUAAUGCACUAGAAAGCUGUAAAAUAAUAGCACAAAGUGAAACUUUUUUAUGUCCCCCAACUCCUUUGCGCCCUUCUACAACUGUGAAUGCCAGUAGCCACAUCACAGCAUCAAACAGCAGUUUGAAGGAACUUUGUGUGCUUCACGUUGACAAACUGCCAUCUUCUGCAACCCGACCUCCCACUGACAGCACCCAGUUAUUUAGCCUAUCCCCUAAAGUGCCUAAUAAUGCUACAUGUAACAGUGCGAUCCCUAAGCCUAUCCUUAUAAAUUCCAAGGGGCCCGAACCAGCCACUUAUAAUGGUGAGAACAAGGAUAUGGAGAGGCCUGAAGAUAAGGUUGAAACUCCAGCCAUCCCUAAGCCCAAACAUGUGAGGCCUAAAAUAAUAACUUACAUUAGAAGGAACCCUCAGGCAAUCAGCCAGCUUGAUCAGUCUGGAUUGUCUUGCGUGCCCCCUGCUUGUGGGUUGCCAGUGGCAACCGAACAGAAAAUGUUCAAUGAUGGAGAUAUUAAACCAGGCAAUGUUUUCUACGAAAAAUUUAAAACUGACUUUCAGAAGCCUCAGAUGUAUAGUUCUGGAUUUGUAGUAUCUGGCAUUAAAUCCUCAGACCAUCAGUUUAGCCAGAUGGGUGAAAGGUUUUUCCAUGAGGUUGGAGAAAGGCCUGUGAAAGACAAUUUUUGUCCUGCGCCAUAUGCUCAUUAUGAGGUGCCUCCAAGCUUUUAUCGCUCAACAAUGAUUCUUAAACCCCAAUUAGGACUUGGUGCUGUUUCCAGGUUGCCAUCUGCAAAAAGCAGGAUUUUGAUUUCCAGUCAAAGGUCUUCAGCAAGCUGCAUCCAUCCUCAAGCACCAAUACCCAGUUCAACACUAUUCCAUCCUGAAACUUCAGUUGAUCUUAAAAAAGGCUCAAGUCCAAAUGCUACAAAAUCAAAUCUUCCAAAACCAUGUCAGUCUGGACUUCGCCCUCCUGGUUAUUCACGGUUGCCAUCAACUAAACUCGCCACGUUUGGUUUUGUCAGGAGCUCCAGUGUCUCCUCAAUCUCAAGCAAAUCUAGUGACAGAGUCCAGAGUGAUCAAAGCAAGACAGCCAACCAUACUGAGUACUAGUUCAUUGCAACUCAAGACUAAAGUCCCAUGAGAAAUGUAUUCCUUGCAGAAGUUACAGAAGUUUACAAUUAAAAUGCAAAUUUGGAGUUAUGAACUAUACAGAGGGGAAGAGGACACAUUUUUUCCAGCUUUAUAUCCUUUUUAUUGCUUUUUGAAGCAAAAACCUUUAAAUCAGGCCAAAUGUUGGUGUUCAACAGCAGUGCAAUGAAUACUCUGAAGAAUAUCAAAAGCUCUGUAUUAUUUCUUCAAGAUGAAGUGAAAAAAUGCUGAAGACUCACGGCAAACAGAGCACCUAGGAUUCUACAUAACUCUUUCCACCCUAAAACUGGAGAUUCCCAGAUUCUGGUUUCCAGUGAGGAAAGAUAAGUUAAUGCCUACAUUUUUCUCCACUCUACAGAGAUUGCAGGGGCAUUAUGGCCAAAAAGCAGCUGGAUGUGAUGUCCAGACUGCUAAAAAAUUUCUUAGGAAAAAAGAGAGAUGGAGACAUUGCCCAUAUGCACUUCUCAACAGCUGAUUUUUGUGAAUAGAUAGCAGAAAUUGACAUUUUUUCAGCUGCCUGUGAUCACCUGGGUCUAAACCUUAAAUGCAGCCUUUUGUGGAUUCAUAGUUUGAGCAAACCUCAUCCUUUCAACCACUUUGGAGUUAUUAUUUUUAUACUGCCUCUUUAAAAUUGAAUUUUUUUAGAACUGCAAGCCUGCAAGUUGCUGGAUGAGUUUUCCUUCAAUUCAUUUAAAAAGAAAGGAAACUAUGUCUUUUCAGCUUUAUAAGAUCUUUAUUUUGAAACUUUUGGCAAUAUACAGCAAAAGAGUGAUUUUAGAGUUCCGGUUCACUGAUAUUGAUCAUUUUAUAGCAAUUAUUUCAGGUUUGGAAUAAGCAAGGAGAGAAUCCACUGAAUGAGUUUAAAUUACUUGAAAGCUUCUUAUGGUCAAGUCAGUCAAACUUUAUUGUGGCAAAAGGAAAAAAAAUACAAUAUGUACUUUAAAAAUUACAAUGUAUCAUGCAUAAUAAAAAGGACUGUGGUCAUGCCUAGCCUACUAUGCUGUCAACAUCGUGUGCACUAUACAGGCUGCAAGCAUAAACUUUACAAUAGCAAGAACUCUCUUGGGAUCCUCAUCUGCCAAAAGAAGCUGCACUUAGAAUCCUUCUAUUCAGUCUGGAAAUGGGCUAAGAAGUAUUUGUAAUAUAUUGUGAGUGUCUCAGUAAAAAUUGCAGUACAGCUCCCAUCUUUGCAGGGAGAAAAUCUUUCAGAAUAGGGAAUUUUGCAAUAUUUACCCUCUAAUACAGGGGUUCCCAGUCAGGAGUGCGAAAUGAUAUUCCCAGGAGUGCAAAAACUUGGGUUUUCAAAAUUAUAGUGUAUAUGCAUAAUUUGUUGCCGUUAUUUCGAACUUUUGUAAGGGAAUAUAUCAGAAGCGUUGUAGGGGUGCAGGGUAUAGAAAAGGUUGGGAACCACUGCUCUAACACAAGGGUCCCCAACUCCCGGUCCAUGGACCGGCACCAGUCCGUGCCGUGCUAAAAACUGGGCCACUCAAACAAGCAAAGCCCCAUCCAUGGGAUGCAAGCAGCAUGUGAAAUCACGCAUCCUCCAGUCUACGGAAAAACCUCUCUCCAUGGAACCGGUCCCUGGUGCCCAAAAGGUUAGGGACCACUGCUCUAAUAUCAGUGAUAGUAAGCUAUUAAAUUUCAAUAGCACAAAGGACCUUAAGAAUUUAUUGUUUGGGCCAGAUAUAAUGCUAGCUUAAAAUAAAAUCUGCUGUGUCCUGAUUGAGUGGUUUCUUGAUAUUUUCUGUUGGCAAUACUGGGUCCAGAAUUCUUUGUUUAAAAGUUACCAUUGCCUCAUUGUGCAUCAACAUCUAAUGGGGAAAAAAAACAAUUUAUAUAAUGUGUCAUUUAUUUGGCAUUUCCAAGAAGAAGAAUUAUUAUUUUACAAAUCUUGGGACUGAGAGCGAGAUUUAAACCCUGCCUCCAAAUGUAGACCAGCAUCAGACAUACAUUUAGCUAUUUGAAAUAUCUUUUUUCAGGAAUCCAGUUUGAACUCUCUCCAGUAUCUCCUGACACCUGGAUUUAACUGCACUCCAUAGAGGAGAUGUGCCAGCUUCUUGGCUUCAAAAACCUUUGAAGCAGCUGGUAUAUACUGGGCUCCCCUAGAGAAAAAGAGAAGACUGAUGCUUCUGAAUUUCUCAGAGCAUUCAAAGCAACCUUACAGUAUGAAAUUGUUUUUGGGAGUGAGUUUUUUCCUUGCUUAAGAUAUUUAUAUUGAUCCAGUUAUCAAAAAGUAACAGGACUAAAAGGUACCCUUGUUCAGCUGUUUUGCUAGUUGGCAUUAUAUAUGAGAUAUACAUUGCUAUAAGGCAUCUCACUCUCAAACUAGUAACAGAAUAACAGAGUUGGAAGGAACAUUGGAGGUCUUCUAAUUCAACCCCCUGCUCAAGCAGGA
Crotalus tigris (Tiger rattlesnake) is the source of this 5536-nucleotide messenger RNA. RefSeq names its product microtubule-associated tumor suppressor candidate 2-like. Gene Ontology annotation, molecular function: microtubule binding. The transcript has 5 exons. The coding region runs from base 394 to 3102 and encodes 902 amino acids. Gene Ontology annotation, cellular component: nucleus; cytoplasm. Lineage: Eukaryota; Metazoa; Chordata; Lepidosauria; Squamata; Viperidae. The record is from RefSeq and is a predicted model, not a curated record.